AUGGAAAAUAUUGAACAACCCCAGUUUGAGAAUGUGUCGUUUAACGUGCCGGAGGUGUUAUCUCGCAUUCGCAGUCAUCAGAAAGAUGUGCGAGACAUAGUAAAUGCCAACUAUGUGGAUUUCGUUUCGAUCAAUACUCCCAGCAUUAUCGAUGGUCUGAAGUCGUUGGAAAGCGAAAUAAAGGAACUCGUAGCCGCUACCGGCCAGCUGACAGUGGACAAGUCCAACGUAGCCUGGAAUGAUCUGCGCAACUAUCAACGGGAUCUGGAAGAAGCUAUGCGGGGCUAUAAGAUUGCGCGUAAGUUGCUCUCUGUUCAUGAUUUGUUUGUAAGCUUGAAUCUAUCCGGCAACGGAUACGAGAAGACUGCCCACAUCCUUGGCAAAGUGAAGGCGCUAUUGGACGAAAUGGAAGAUCCUGUUCUCGCAGAUCUGCACUGCUUUCACGGCUUAAUUCUACGCUACGAAACCGAAUACGAAACGCUCAUUAAUGAUCUCAAUGGCAAGUUCAAUGAGUUGGUUCAGCUGCAACAUCGCUCGUUCCAAAACACCAAAUCGGUCACAAUACGAAUUCAUAAAGAUGAAAACUUGUUGUAUCAAGUGGUGGUAACCCUGUUGAAAACGCAGCACAAUUUCCAAACCGUUUGUCAGUUUCUGAUGGAAAACGUAUUUGCCCCCGUCAUAGUCAAGCCUGUUUCGUUGAUAUGCGACGAACAAUCGAACGAGGAGAGUGUACUGAUUCAGAUGUCGUAUCAGCUUGCAGUUGGAGAGGAUUUGCGCCCGGGGUACAAGACCGUGUUGUCGAAUAUAAUGCAGAUCUUUUACAACCUGAGCAACAUGAAUAUCGUGAUAUCGGAGGACGAGUGCUUGUUCAAGGUGCUUGCCAAGCAGAUGAAAAAAGAAUUGUGCACCAAGUUGAUCGAACGCUGCCUAGAACGUGAUAUUCCGGGAACUAUCGAAGGCAUGAAAGAGAGUUCGAUGGUGAAGGACCUCUGCGAGUUCAACACGUUCUUGCACACAACCAACUUUGUGGACGGUGCAAAUGAUCAAUUACUAGAGGAGUAUGCUAAUUCCAUUGAAACGGUUCACCAGAAGAAACUUUGCGACAACGUUCUCGACACGGCUCUCGAGAUUAUGAAGCGCGAAAGCCAUGAGAUGGUGCUAAUUAAAGAUCAUGAAUAUCAGUUCGUCGGUAGCUCUACGGCUCAGUUGUCAAGCUGCAUGGUGACUCGCACUGCAGUAGAGCUGAAAAAGUUUCUAGACAAAGUGUUAACGGAAGCGUUCGCACACGGAGAUGCGGCUAGCCGGUUCAUUAAAACAAUUGCCACCAUCCUGGAACGAUACAUGGUCGAUGUACCGAGUGCAAACGAGAAACUGCUCUUCAAGAUUCCCCAACAAUCUGCUUUAUUCCGGAACGACUGCACCUACUUAAACUAUUGGCUGCAGAAAAAUGAUGGCAAGCUCAACGAUCAUGGUUCAUUCGCAAACAUAUCUGACGCAUUAAAAGCUUGCGGAGAGGACAUAUUCCAGCAGCAGCUAAAUAGCCAACGUGCACAGAUGAUGCAAGCAUUGAAUGGAUUCAAACUUUCAAUAAACCUGUUAGAGUUGGGAACCGAGCAGCAAAGAGCUAUCAGACAGUGUGUUCGACAAUUUGAGCUGCUAAAGAAUGUAUGGCAGAUCGUUUUGCCAGACAACGUAUACAAACAGAGUUUGUCGGGACUGAUAGACCAGUUUCUACGGGAAGUAAUGAAAAGAAUACAAAGUCUAGAGGAUAUCACGACCGCUAUCGGAAAUGGGCUGGUGUUGCUUAUCGAUAUAAUGACUGAAACAUUACCCAAUCUGUUUAAGGAACCUAGCGAAGUUCACCAGCUUCUCAAACAGUGGACAAAAUUGCUACAGUUACGACAGAUAUUAUGUGGCUCACUGGUACAAAUCACGGAGUUGUGGGCCGAAGGAAAGGGCCCUCUUACGAUGUGCUUCAGCGCGGAAGAAAUCAAGCAUAUGGUGCGUGCCUUAUUCCAAAACACUAAACAGCGUCAGGCUUGCAUUGCUUCCAUUGUUUAG
This is a messenger RNA of Anopheles marshallii, 2061 nucleotides long. It is a transcript of the gene Zw10, whose product is annotated as centromere/kinetochore protein zw10. Gene Ontology annotation, biological process: endoplasmic reticulum to Golgi vesicle-mediated transport; mitotic spindle assembly checkpoint signaling. Gene Ontology annotation, cellular component: RZZ complex. Bases 1 to 2061 code for a protein of 686 amino acids. The transcript is spliced from 3 exons. The record is from RefSeq and is a predicted model, not a curated record. Lineage: Eukaryota; Metazoa; Arthropoda; Insecta; Diptera; Culicidae.